Pangasianodon hypophthalmus (striped catfish) is the source of this 6485-nucleotide messenger RNA. It is a transcript of the gene pde1ca, whose product is annotated as phosphodiesterase 1C, calmodulin-dependent a. Gene Ontology annotation, molecular function: 3',5'-cyclic-nucleotide phosphodiesterase activity. The record is from RefSeq and is a predicted model, not a curated record. The transcript has 18 exons. Gene Ontology annotation, biological process: signal transduction. Bases 282 to 2573 code for a protein of 763 amino acids. Lineage: Eukaryota; Metazoa; Chordata; Actinopteri; Siluriformes; Pangasiidae.
GCACUGGCAAAUGAGCAGGCCUGGGAUGCGGUCAGGACUUUAGAGCUCUCAUAAGGGUACUGCAGAGGGGGCAGCCCACCUGCUUCCCAAAACUUCUAUUUCUUCAUCCUGAUCACCCUGACACACACACACACACACACACACACACACACAAAACCACCACAUGUUCCUCUGGACCAAGAGAGCAAGUUGUUCAUACUCUCCAAACAUACACCACGUCUAUCUUCAAGGGACACUUGCAGAAGACUGACAACAAGCAAAGAACUAUCUAUUAAAGCAAGAUGACAGAGCCCAGCUCCAAAAAACAAGGAUUUAAAAAAUGCCGGAGUGCCACGUUCAGCAUUGACGGGUUCAGCUUCACGAUAGUCGCAAAUGAAACAGGAGAAAGCCACCCCAGGCCUCUGGCCCGCUUUGCACGCUCCAAGUCCCAAAAUGCCUUGUGGAAUGCUAUAACAGCGGGCAUUGGGAUCAGGGACAAAGACAAGAGAGGGAUAUUAAUUGACCCACGCAGUCCUGAGGAGAUCCUCUCUGAUGAGUUGCCUGCUGUAGACAGUCCUGAUGCCAUGGAGAAGACUGCAAUCAGAUUACGAUGUCUGGUGAAACAGCUGGAGCGGGGUGAGGCCUCUGUUGUUGACCUAAAGAAGAACCUGGAGUAUGCAGCUUCUGUACUGGAGUCAGUGUACAUCGAGGAGACACGACGACUGGUGGACACAGAAGAUGAGCUCAGUGACAUACAAUCGGAUUCAGUGCCUUCAGAGGUGCGGGAUUGGCUGGCCUCCACCUUUACGAGACAGAUGGGGUUGAUGCUUAGGCGUACAGAGGAGAAGCCACGUUUCCGCAGCAUAGUCCAUGCUGUGCAGGCUGGGAUAUUUGUAGAGAGGAUGUACCGGCGGACAUCCAACAUGGUGGGAUUAAGCUAUCCGCCCAGCGUGAUCGCAGUACUAAAGCAUGUGGAUACAUGGUCAUUUGAUGUGUUUGCGCUGAAUGAUGCAAGUGGAGAUCAUGCACUGAAAUUUAUAUUUUACGAGCUCCUCACCAGAUAUGACCUGAUCAGCCGCUUCAAGAUCCCCAUCUCUGCACUGGUGUCAUUUGUAGAGGCUCUGGAAGUGGGCUACAGUAAACACAAAAACCCCUACCAUAACCUUGUCCAUGCAGCAGAUGUCACGCAGACUGUACACUACUUUUUGCUCAAAACAGGCAUGGUGCACUGGCUGACAGAGUUAGAAAUCUUCGCGAUGAUAUUUGCAGCAUCAAUACAUGAUUAUGAACACACCGGAACCACUAACAAUUUCCACAUUCAAACAAGAUCAGACACUGCAAUAUUGUACAAUGACCGUGCAGUGCAGGAGAACCAUCACGUGAGUUCUGCUUAUCGACUCUUACAGGAGGACGAUGAAAUGAAUAUUCUCUAUAACUUAUCAAAAGAUGACUGGAGAGAGUUCCGAACACUGGUAGUUGAGAUGGUUUUGGCCACAGACAUGUCCUGUCACUUCCAACAGAUCAAAGCCAUGAAGAACUUCCUUCAGCAGCCAGAGGCGAUUGACAAACCAAAGGCUUUAUCACUGUUACUGCACACGGCGGACAUUAGCCACCCUGCCAAAAAGUGGGAUUUGCAUCACCGCUGGACCACAUCCCUGCUGGAGGAGUUCUUCAGACAGGGGGAUAAAGAGGCAGAACUGGGCCUUGCUUUCUCUCCUCUUUGUGACCGCAAGUCCACCAUGGUGGCCCAGUCUCAGAUUGGCUUUAUUGACUUCAUUGUGGAGCCCACGUUCACUGUGCUGUCAGACAUGGCAGAGAAAAUAGUGACUCCACUCAUUGACGAGGCGUCACGCUCAGGGCUGGCCAGCUUCAGACGCUCCAGCCUGAAUAACAUCCCAUCUGAUGGCAAGAGGACCAAUGUGAAGAGCACUGGCUCAGAAGGCAGCACCGCUCACAACUGCUCCCUGCUUAGCGUUGACUUCAAGAAUUUCAAGGGUACCUGGAAUGAAGAAGUGCAACAGAACAGAGAGAAGUGGAAAACUCGGGCAGCCAAAGAGGAGAAGGCCAAAAAGGAGGAAGAAGAGAAGGCCAAUGAGAAAGAGGCUGAUACGAAACAGGACACAAGUGAAGAGAAAACGGACACCACACAGGACAAAGACAAGACUGAGAAAGACCCAAAAGACAAAUCACCAAACAAAGACAAGAAAGAUUCAUCAUUCGCAGAAUAUAACAAAGUCAGCAAAGAGAGGGUCACAAAACCAGAGCCAGCAGACUCCACCAAGGCCAAAGUGGAUAAGAAAGAGCCCACAGAACAGCAACCCAAAGAGGUGGAGGGCAAUAAGGACCCAGGGGGAGUGAAUGGAACAAAACCAGAGGCUGCUAACGAGCAGGAGGAUGCAAAAGAGCCGGACACCAGCAGUGAUACAGACAAUAGCCAGCAAGUUCAAAAUGGGGAAGAGGUGGACUUACCCAACAGUGACGACAGUGACACAAAGAGCUCCGAUGAUGCAGACAAGGAGCACAGCACUCAUGAAAGUUCAGCCACCUCCCUAGUAGCCAGUGCUGCAGCUGCCUCCACGCCUGAUGCACACUAACCACUCUUUCAUUUCUCAACAAGGACUCCAUCUGCUGGGCAACACUCUCACUCCUGCACAAUGGCACCAUCUGGUGUCUGCUUUGAUAUUUAUAGAACUGUUUUGUUUUUUUUUUCUUGUUUUCUUGUCUCUUGGAUUUCUUUUGCAAAUAGACUUUCCUUUUUUUUUUACUUUUAUAAUUUUCCUUUUGUUGCCUGAUACUCUCCUGCUUUUACUGAUAUGUUUUUAUGGCUUAAUUGUCAGGCUUUGAUAUUGCAGUGAAACCCAGAAAGGGGUGCAGCAUGGAGACCUUGCCCUAGAGUUAACCCAAUACAGGGUCAUAUUAGCCCAGUGGGCGUUGCCAUAGAGGCACGGAGCGUCUAUUAGCACUGCAGCCAGAAGGGAGCAUAUGGCAGUAUGGCCAUUGUAGUAUCCUCUCCAGCUGAGCUCUCCCUAGAGAUGAUGUACGCACGCUUAUAUACACACACACAAACACGCAAACACAUAUAGCUGACUGCCGAGCCUAUAAAGCUGCACAUGUUGCAGAGCUGUCCAGACAUUGCCAGAGAUGGGAACAGGCACACACACAGCCUAGAACUGACACACAGCCAGCUGAACUUGGCUUUGUUUCCCAAUGGAAUGCUCUUCCUGUGACAGAACCCAGAGCUGAGUGCACAUUUGUGUGGAAAAACAAGCUGAAGAAUGUCUGCUUAAAUUUGUUUUGUUGUUAUUCUCUGUAAAUAACUACCUGGUUGAUAUGCAUUGUGUCCUGUACAAUAUGCUGGUCAGGACUUCACUAGCUCUCAGUUGACAAUAGCAGUAUUCAGUAAAUGUGCGUUCUUGUUAACGCUUUUAUUUACUGCACGUUUGCUGAUUGAUAUGACAUCUGUUGUCUGAUGAAACAGUAAAUUUUGCCUGUAUAAUGUCGCUUUGGUCAUAGAACACAUUUUUUUGUUUAUUUUAUUUGUCCAUAAAUCAGUUCUAAGUGCUUAAAUUGUAAUAAGCUCAGUGUGAAAGACUAAAAAUGUGUAAAUCUGAUAAAUGCCAUUUGGUUGACAUUUCUAUUUUGCCAAAAUAAUGUAGAUUUGUGUGGUACAAUAUAUUCCUGUGAACAUAAAAAUUAAAAAAGGGAAAAGAUAUUUAAAUAUAUAAUGCAGGGCAGUCUAACCUCAUAAUCUAAUGACCAAACUUGUGGCCAUGUGUCCAUUUCUCCAGUAUAGAACGCUGCACUUGUAACUCUAGACACUGUACACGCUGCAGUGCCAGCUUAGGAACAACACUGCUCUAUGCCUCACUGUUAAAAAUUUCAGUUGAUCAGAACUUGUAAUAUAGUAUAUGUACUUUCUGAUUUGAACAGUCAGUUGAAUUUUUCAGGCAUUCUGUAUAUAAUUACUGUAUAUAAAUAAGAAAAUAUUAUUUAUAACCAGUUGUGUACAGAUACAGUCAGUAGACUGAUGACUGCAAUCAGCAGUGAACAUUAGACUUAUUAAGAUGUGGAAAGUCAGCAUCAUUUUAAGUUAACCAAGUUAUUUUGAUUGAAGUGUAUUAUAGAAGGGAUAACAUUUUUUAUUUUUCAUAUGUCUGGAGUUGCUUCUCCAGCUUUUCUCAGACUGUUUUAUCUUACAAAUGAUGAAAAAAAAAAAAUCAUGCCACUUCCUUUGAUGCACUUAAUUAAAUUCUUAAGUAUAUGAGCCACCACAACUUCUAAGUAGUUAUUCCCUAGAUAGUUAUUCCCAAGCCAUAAUAAUUCUGUGAGUUUAUGUAUUUUGUAAAGUCUAACAUUCCCUAUUAACUACUUUUUGACUGGAUACUAUAUGGAGGAUAUUGUCUAUUAGGAACAAUUUUCAAAUUGCAAGUGAUAAAGGUGAAUGUAAUCAAAAGCACAUACUCACUGUGCUGCACAUCAAGUAAAAUUCCACCAGAAAUAAUAAAGAGCAUCUUUUAUUUUUUUAUUUUAUUUAAUUUUAUUUUUAUUUGGUGUUGUAUGUUAAAUAGUCAACUAACUCACUGUGUAAAAUGUUAUUGCUGCCUUUACCAAAGAGAUAAAUAAAUAGAUUUAUUUUGUAGAUUAAUUCUUUGUCCCUUAGCACAACCCAUUAGAGAAGAAAAUGAGUCAUGAGAUACUGUGCUAAUUGUUUUUAUGAGGUUUAUUAUGCUUAACAAUAAUUGCUGCCUUAAAUUCAUUUUAUUAUACCACUGAUGUGUGAUCCUUCAAAACCUCAGUGUAGUAUCAGGUGUUUAUUUUCAGUUUCUUGUGGAAAGAUUUUUUUUUUUUUCACAAGAAUGUAUGCUAAAUGUCAGUCCUUGUAUGCCAAUCAUUAUUUGUAUCAAUUGUGUGUUAUGAGACAAAUAUUUAGUCUAUUUUCUAUUUGUGUAGUGUUCAGUGAAAAGCAGGCAAUCAUGCAUCAAAACAGUCACCAAGUUAACCUUAUUCUGUCUCUGACCAUCUGUAAAUGGACUGUUUUAAGCAACGUAGUAAGCAUACAUCAAAUUGUUCUUCAUGGUUAUGCUGAUAUUAAAUGUGAGUGAAUUCAUUUUUCCUCAUAUCCUGUCACCAGCAAGCUCAGUAGGCUGAUGCAGAGCUGGGCAUGGCAUUAUAACCUGUUGACAACAGUACUGUACAAAAGUAUUAGGCACAUGUUAAGAAAGUCUGUGUUGUGAAGAUGCUUUCAAAAUAAUUACAUUUUUAAAAUUACAUAUGAAAUUAAACACUGUAAACAGAAAAAUAUGGGCAUGACCACUCUUUACCAUUUAAAACAGCAUCAAUUCUCUUAGGUCAUGUGUUUUUCUAAGGAAAAUGGCUGGUUACUGAGUUCAAGCAUGUUGGAGAACUUGCCAUGACUCUUUUGUAGACUUUGCCUGUCUCAUUUUCUUCUGGGACAGGAGAAUCCUCUGAUGUUUUUAUCUGAAAAGUGGUCUGUUAGUUAAAAUGCUCCUUUCUUUAAUGAAAAAAUGGCAACAUUUUCCCUGUAUUCCUGAAUUUUUUGGAAAAUCCAUUUUUGGUCUUUUCUAUUGACACACUAAAGCGGAGAAUGUAAAAUAAUCAGAAAAUAAAGAAUGCCUGCAAGACUUUUGCACAAUACUGUAAACACAUGCCUAGAGUUGCUAAUACAAUCCAAAUGGCUGUUAUAUUAUGUUUUCCUUUGACAUUAAAGGUCACUUUGAGAGUACUGUUGUCCUCAGGGGUGAGAGGACAGAUAGACCUGUUAACUGCAAAGCAUGUGAAGUAUUUUUCUUUUUCCUUACUAACCACUCACCUCAUCAGGUAUCAGCUGUGACAUGCAGUGUGCAGUGAAAUAUUCUCAGUAGAAUACAGCAGUAAAUAUGGUACAGUGAAAUAUUGCCUUAAUGAAUUUGUUUUUAGUUUUGCUGCUUUAUAAUAGCAAACUGCCAGGUGUUUAGAUCAGUUAUGAAGUCAUGUCUUUCAACCUCUAUGUUUCUGUCAUGGUGUUGUCUGGUUUUCACUUCUUUGGAAUUUGUACUGACAAAAUGAUUAUAGGCGUAAUAAUAAUAAUAAUAAUAAUAAUAAUAAUAAUAAUAAUAAUAAUAUAUGAUCUUACUGGUAAAAGUGAAAUGUGAAUUCAUAGAUUAUCAGGAUCAGAUUUGUUUAAGUAAUCUCAGUGACAUCCCCUGCAGGUUGUCUUAUGUACUGCAUCAGAAACCAUGAAAAUCUGUUUUCAUGUUGUUUUUUUAUGUUCAUUUUUGUGCACUCUUCCCAAAGCAUAAGCCAUAUAAUGAUCUAAUUAUAUGUAUCCUUUGCAAAUUUGACAUAUUUAGACUCCACACUAAUGUCCUGUUCAAACCUCUUUUUUUUCUUUCCAAAUGGGGGAAACAAUCACAAACCAAGAGAGACACAUGGUGGUGCGUUCCUGUUUGUUUCAGAUGCUCCAUUAUUGCACUGUUGUGCCAAUAAAUCUAAACUCAAAGGGCUCA